AUCAACGAAACCCUCAUGAUGGGCAAUUUUCUUCAAGACACCAUCGAGAAAACGUUUAAGGAGAAGCGAGCGACGGAACUGUACGAGGCCGCCGACAAACUGAAUCUGGAUACCUCUCGGUGCGACCAAAAGAUCAAUCCCGUCAUGGAGAAAUUUUCCGCGUACCACAAAGACCUCGAGUAUUGCACGCAGAACACCGAGCCUCGCUACAACUUCAUCAAUGACGCGCAAGAGGCCAUCGACAAGCUUCAAAAUGCCUCGCUCGUCAUCGAAGGUUACGCGAACAAGGCCAGAAAAUGCGUCGAGGAUGCCACCCUUUGGUCGUCCGUCUCCGCCGCCAAGUGCUUAGCCGAGUCCAUACUUGCUGCUGAAUUGAAAUGGCUCGAGACCCCUGGAUACGUGGACUUGAUAAAAUUUUAUGAUCGAUACAAGAAAUUGGGCGAUAAGAUCGAGGACUGCAUUUUUCUAAGAAGAUACAUGAUUAUAAAAGGCGAGGCCGAAAAAACGAGGGAAGAAGUGAACGACUGUCUUUUUGAAUUGGUAGAAGCCAGCGAAAAGAAAGAAAAUCAAUCAAGUGGAAAUUAG
Messenger RNA from Trichogramma pretiosum, 585 nucleotides. RefSeq lists its product as uncharacterized. The record is from RefSeq and is a predicted model, not a curated record. Lineage: Eukaryota; Metazoa; Arthropoda; Insecta; Hymenoptera; Trichogrammatidae. The coding region runs from base 16 to 585 and encodes 189 amino acids. The transcript has 3 exons.